Messenger RNA from Monodelphis domestica (gray short-tailed opossum), 5029 nucleotides. Its product is annotated as baculoviral IAP repeat-containing protein 2. Gene Ontology annotation, biological process: positive regulation of protein ubiquitination; negative regulation of necroptotic process; regulation of cell cycle. Gene Ontology annotation, molecular function: ubiquitin protein ligase activity; cysteine-type endopeptidase inhibitor activity involved in apoptotic process. The record is from RefSeq and is a predicted model, not a curated record. Gene Ontology annotation, cellular component: cytoplasm; nucleus. Lineage: Eukaryota; Metazoa; Chordata; Mammalia; Didelphimorphia; Didelphidae.
CCACUGCGUCAGUGCCCUGCCCUGAGGCGGCUCUUGCCAUCCUUUAAAAAGCCACUGGUCCACAUUGAUCCUCCGUUACUUUCGGGCUAGGGUUUGCUGGAAUGAAAAUAAAAAGGCCUAGAGCGAAACGCUGUGAAGUGACCCCAUAUAAUGGGGGGAGGAGGGGCUCAGAGGAGGAAAGGGGCAUAACAGAAAAAGAUGUCGAUUUUAUUUACACUCCCAGCCCAACCUUAACCGAGUUUAGCCAGCUUCUCCCCUAACAACAGUCUUUCAUCCUCGCGGAGUUUCUGGCAGCUCAGCCACACUCAGUCUCGCCCCGCCCCUGGGUGGUGUUGACGCAGCUGCUUCCCAUUCUACUCCAGGCCGGAGGGGGCGUGAUGACGUUAAUGCUGCGUCAGCGUCCGCGGGGAAGAGGGCCUGGGGGCCCUAUCUCGGGGAGGGGUGUGGGGCUAACGGCUGCCCCUGGCCCUGUGCCCCCCAACUGUUUCAGCUUCUCGGGACAGACUGUGGGCCAAAGCCCGUGAGAAGUCGCCCUGGAAGCCGGACUUGCUUCUGUUUCUCCCUUUACCAACCCCGCCCCCCUGAGACUGCAAUCUUUCAUCUAAGAAGAGGCUUUCUGUUCUCUAGACAUUUUCAUUUUCUUCUUUAGAGCAAUAAAUUCCAGUAUGGAGACUUAGAAUUCUUAAAGGGACAUGGUCUAAACUCUGGGAGGUAGUUUUGUGCUUUAAUAUAGAGAUUAAUAAAGGAUGCUUUAAAAGUACCUUUUCAGAGUUAAUGUAUCACACAUCUAUAUAAUAAUUUUUUGGUAGGGCAACAAUUUUUGAGUAUAUAAGAUUAUUCUGUAAGGUUUGCUAUAACUAUUUGUGACCUGGUAUAUCCUUAAGUAAAUAUGGUAGCUCUUCUAUAUAUGUGGUCCUUAGCUGAACAUACUACAAUUUAAUUUUUUAAAUGCAAAAAAAGCCUCCUUUGUAAAUUAAACACCUUUUUGAAGUUUAUAGAAAAAUUUGUUCUGUAAAGUGUAAUGUCAUCAAGUGAUUCUAAAUUGUAGAGAAUGAGUAUCAGUUAUAGUGAAAUACCAGACUACCCAAAAUACUAUAGAAAACAUUGAAUCAGCAACGCUUACUUCAAAAUAGACGAGGAGCUAUUUGUGUGCAAUUUGAUAAGUGACAGGAUAUAGAAGAAAAGCAAAAUUUGGUCACUUAAAACCAUAUCCAUCUUUAGUCAGUAAAAGCUUGGCUUCAUACCAAGUUUGUGCACGUUCAGAUCUUCAAAAGUGAAAUAAAAUGAAUGCUAGAUUGCAAAGUAUACCACUAGCUUUUUAAGCAUGGCCUUUAAAGUUAACCAAUAUAAAAUAUUUCUAACUCUAUAAAGUUGAUUUCAAGUGUUUAAGAUAUUUUUGGUCUCUUGCAAAUAUCUUUAGGAAAAUAAGAAUUAAAUAGAAUCUAAAGAGAUUAUCUUUUUUCUCUUCUGUAUCACAGUGUAUAGUUUUUAAUGAUCAGGUUUCACAGCUUCCUACAAAAAGCAAAUAAAGAUAAGUAAUUUGGAUUUUCUCUUAAGAUUUGUGAAAUACAUAAAUAUACAUAUAUACUUGUUUGUACAUAUACUUAUAUGAACAUAAAUGGGUUUAAAGUAUACAUCUUUUAAAGUGUAUCAACUUUCAGGCCUUUGAGUUAACAUUAUAAUAAAUGAGCAACAUGAUAAUAAAAUAGCACCCUAUAAUACUGAAAUAAUUAUUUAGAUCCAAAGUAAAAUACUAGAUACCAUUCAGAUGAUUUGAGAGAAUUUCUUCACUUCUUACAGAGUUGACCCCAUGUCAUUCUAAUGCUGGAAAUCCAAUAAUGAACAAACCUACUCAGAUCUGUGUUUUAGUGUAAAAGGAUGAAAAAAUUCAUUUGUAUGUUUUUAGCUAAAUAUAUAACUAACAUUGCAAACCUACGCACAAAACUACCUCCCAGAGAAAGACUUGUCCCCUUUUAUUCCCCAAAUACUCAAUUAUGAGUGUGGUAGAGGACGGUGUGCUGUUAUCACAUUUGAUGAGUAGUGAUACACAUGAAAUGAAAUAUGAUUUGUCAUGUGAACUCUACAGAAUGUCUACAUACUCUGCUUUCCCAGUCAAUGUUCCAAUCUCAGAAAGGAGUCUUGCUCGGGCUGGAUUUUAUUACACUGGUGUGAAUGACAGAGUUAAAUGUUUCUGUUGUGGCUUAAUGCUGGAUAACUGGAAACAAGGAGACAAUGCGAUUGACAAACAUAAACAGCUAUAUCCUAGCUGUGCCUUUAUUCAGAAUCUGAUUUCAGUUAAUCUGGGAUCUUCUCAGUCUACAUUUUCUUCUUCAGUGAAUAAUGCCACACGUUCAUUAUCUCUCAGUUCAGAACAGAGUGGAUAUUUCAGUGGUUCUUAUUCCAGUUUUCCACUGGAGCCAGUGACUUCCAGAGGAGUUGAGGACUUGUCCCCUUUGAACACCAGCCCCUACAGUUAUUCUAUGAGUACUGAAGAGGCCAGAAUUCUUACUUACCAGGCAUGGCCAUUGACAUUUCUGUCACCAUUAGAUCUGGCAAGAGCUGGCUUUUAUUAUAUAGGACCUGGAGACAUGGUAGCUUGCUUUGCCUGUGGUGGGAAACUGAGUAACUGGGAACCAAAAGAUGAUGCCAUGUCAGAGCACCGAAGACAUUUUCCUCACUGUCCUUUCCUGGAGAGUCAAAUCCAAGAAACAUCAAGAUUCAAUGUUUCUAAUCUGAGCAUGCAAACCCAUGCAGCCCGUGUGAAAACCUUUGUGACCUGGCCACCUCAAAUUCCAGUUCAUCCAGAGCAGCUUGCAAAUGCUGGCUUUUAUUAUGUGGGUCGAAAUGAUGAUGUGAAGUGCUUUUGCUGUGAUGGUGGGCUGAGAUGUUGGGAAUCCGGAGAUGAUCCUUGGGUGGAACAUGCCAAAUGGUUCCCAAGGUGUGAGUACUUGAUACGAAUGAAAGGUCAAGAGUUUGUUGACCAAGUUCAAGCUAGGUACCCUCAUCUCCUUGAACAGCUAUUAUCAACUUCAGAUAUUCCAGGAGAUGAAAAUGCUGAACUACCAAUUAUUCAUUUUGGGCCUGGAGAAAAUAAUUCAGAAGAUACAGUCAUGAUGAACACUCCAGUGAUUAAAGCUGCUUUGGAAAUGGGCUUCAGUAGAAGUCUAGUAAAACAGAUUGUUCAGAGUAAAAUCUUAACUACUGGAGAAAAUUACAAAACAGUCAAUGAGGUUGUAUCGGAUCUCCUCAAUGCAGAAGAUGAAAAAAGGAAAGAGGAAAAAGAGAGACAAACUGAAGAAAUGGCAUCAGAUGACCUGACAUUAAUUCGGAAGAAUAGAAUGGCUCUGUUUCAGCAUUUGACCUGUGUACUUCCUAUCCUGGAUAGUCUCUUAACAUCCGGUGUGAUUAAUGAGCAGGAACAUGAUGUUAUUAAACAAAAAACACAGACGUCUCUACAAGCAAGAGAACUGAUUGAUACCAUUUUAGUCAAAGGAAAUGCUGCAGCCAGUGUAUUUAAAAACUGUCUCAGAGAAAUUGGUUCUGUGUUAUAUAAUAAUUUAUUUGUGGAAAAGAACAUGAAGUAUAUUCCAACAGAAGAUGUUUCAGGUCUUCCUAUGGAAGAACAACUUAGGAGAUUACAAGAAGAAAGAACAUGUAAAGUUUGUAUGGACAAAGAGGUUUCUAUUGUAUUUAUUCCUUGUGGUCACCUAGUAGUAUGCAAAGAAUGUGCUCCUUCUCUAAGAAAAUGCCCUAUUUGCAGGGGCAUAAUCAAAGGUACAGUACGUACAUUUCUUUCAUGAAAAAAAUCUAUACAUCCAAAUUUGUAUUGAAAAGACUUUAAAAUGCUCAGUCUUAAGCCACUGAAGUCUUUUGAAAGAAAGAAAAGUUGUUUUAAGGCUUUUUAGUAGCAAAUCAAUGUACAAUUCUUCCUUGGUGUUAGUUACUUGGUUUCUUAUAGUACAUGGUGUCAUGCAUAUACUAUUGUCAUAAUUCCUUGAAAGUUUAUGUAUAUGUAUGCAUGUUUAUGUGUUGGAAGAGCUGGAUGUGAUACUAUGUGUUUGAAAACGUAAGGAUAGAGUGUAGAUAUACUGCUAUUAUGCAUUUGGGGUUUUUGAAUUUGGUUAUCUUACUAAAAGCUUUGAAUCCUAUGUAAGUGUAGUCUUGAACAGGUGUGGGAAACAGGAGCCCCCAAAUUUGUCAUAACUACGGUGCCACUUUUUUGGGUGCUUUUUACAGUUUUGUUGUAAAAUAGAGACUAGUUGAGGUAAAAAGUUUCCCUAAUAUGAGGAACAGAUUAACAGUAUAAUAUUUAAGAGAGAGAUUUGAUGUUUUGACCCAGUUGAAUUUUUAUAUUCAUAUAUAUAUAUCUGGUGUGAUGUUUCUUUAAAGAGAUCCUAAAUGACAUCUCAUUUUCUCAAAACUCUUUAAGUAGAAUGUCUGGGUUUAAAAGGACAGAUAAGAUUUGAAAGUAGCUUUUUUGCAUUAUAAUAAUGUGACUUACAAAAGAAUUUCUUUAGUGAUCUAUAGUGUAUUUAAAAGGUGAUUCUGUUUCAGGAGCUUAGCUGUUGUAUGUCAGAUACACUUGUAUUCAUUAUAAAAAACUGAAUAAUGCCAGUGUGGUGGGAUGCUACCAUGUUCUUUAUAAGCUAAAUUAUAUUUGUUUUGUAAAACUUAAGUAAUAAUGUCUCUUUUUAUAAUGGAUGUCUACUGUAAUUGUUUUUCUCUAUUCUCUGUACCUUGUUGUUAAUAGUUUUAAUAAAUGUUUGCAUAUGAUGCCAGCUAGUGUGAAGAUACACAACUAUCUUGUCAUUUUUGUGUUUCCUACAGUGCCUUGCACAUUGUAGUUACUCAGAUAUUUGUUAAUUAGAUGAAAGAUAAAUGCUAUGAAUCAGUGAGUCUUGUGCUUUGAUAGUGUCCUCUCAGAGUUGUCAAUGUAGAAGCCUUUUUAUGUGCCUGGUUCUCCAGUAGCUUUUUUUUUAAUAAUGUAAAGAAAUUACAAUAAAAUAUAUAAUUAUCCUUAAAACCUUAA